UUGGUUUUUUAAGACAAACGACCCUCUCUUCUUCCAUCUUUGCUUUUCGGAAACCCUAAAACUUGCCCAAAAAAACCCCCAAAAUCUCUCUAGAGGAUAAGAAGCAGACCCAAAAUCCAUCCGUUUUUUUUUAUAUACCAGAUUACUCAAGUUCAUCCAUCCAUCAAGGGUAAUGCAGGGCUUACCUGAGAGAACUGUGGCUUCAAAAUUUCCUGCAGGAAGCUCAGCUGAUUCCACUAGUAGAGAUCCAAAGACAGUUAGUUUGGAUAAAAAAGCUAGCCAUACUAAGUCUACGAAGGCUUUCUCAUUGUCAAGCUUCUUUUCAUCUACUUUCUCUAUCUUUGACUCAUACUCUGGGUCAGCUUCCUGCAAAGAGAAGGAGUCUAACACUACUAAAUAUGGUUGGACGGCAGCUGUGAGGAGAGUUGUGAUGAGCGGUUCAAUGAGGAGACUACAAGAAUAUUUAUUGGGGCCGAGGACUGAUGUUUCUAGCUCAACCAGUGAAAUAUGGCUUCUCGGUGUAUGCUAUAAAGUUUCGCCAGAAGAGUCAUCUGGUGAUGCUACCCUUAGCAAUGGGUUAGUUGAAUUCUCAGAGGAUUUCUUAUCACGAAUUGUGAUGACAUAUCGGAAAGGUUUUGAUGCUAUUGGUGACUCGAAGUUUACUAGCGAUGUCUACUGGGGUUGCAUGCUUAGAAGCAGUCAGAUGCUUGUUGCCCAGGCAUUGCUUUUUCAUCACUUAGGGAGAUCUUGGAGAAAGCCCGUGCAGCAGCCAUUUGAUCGGGAUUAUAUUGAGAUUUUGCAUCAAUUUGGUGAUUCCGAGCAAUCCGUGUUCUCAAUACACAAUCUCCUUCAAGCUGGGAAGGCUUAUGGCCUAGCUGCUGGUUCAUGGGUGGGCCCAUAUGCCACGUGCCGCUCAUGGGAAACUCUUGUCCGUGCCAAGAGAGAGCAGAACAAUGUCGAAGAAGGCAAUGGGUCCUUCCCAAUGGCUGUUUAUAUUGUUUCUGGUGAUGAAGAUGGGGAACGGGGUGGAGCACCAGUUGUCUGUAUUGAAAAUGCUACCAGGCUCUGUUCUGAUUUUUGCAAUGGUCAAGCUGCUUGGUCACCUAUUCUCCUAUUGGUUCCACUGGUUCUUGGGCUCGACAAGGUUAACCCCAGGUAUAUCCCAUUGCUACGGGAAACAUUCACCUUCCCUCAGAGUCUUGGAAUCUUGGGUGGGAAACCUGGGGCUUCAACUUAUAUUGUUGGCGUGCAAGAUGAUAAAGCAAUCUAUCUGGACCCACACGAAGUUCAACCGGCGGUUGAUAUUGCAUUGGAUAAUCUAGAGGCGGAUACUUCAUCCUAUCAUCCCAGUGUUGUGCGGCAGAUGCCCCUUGACACAAUCGACCCAUCCUUGGCAAUUGGAUUUUAUUGCCGUGGCAAAGGUGAUUUUGAUGAUUUCUGUGCUCGAGCUUCCGAGCUAGCAGGUCAGUCAAAUGGAGCUCCACUGUUCACCGUGGCCCAAUCUCGCAAUCUUCUGAAAUCGGUCCAUCAUUCUGAUGAGCCAGUCGAGGGAUUAGAUAGCAGUCAGGAUACCUUCGAUGCAGACAAGUUGCAUGACUGUGGUGCUGAUGACACGCAUGAGGAUGAGUGGCAAAUCCUAUGAGGAUCCAACUUGGGGGGAUUUGGAAGGCGUAAAUAUCUGAUCAGGGUAAAGAGGCAUAUGUUUGUGGGUGGCCGUUGCAACCUAUCCAACUGUUUUCUCUGUUUUCAUUUUUUUUUGGAUGUGUUAGAGAUGAUGAUGGCAAUGGUGAUUGCAAUGGCAAUGGCGGUGAUGAUGAUGGUGAUGGCCAUGGUUGCGACGGUGGCGAUGAUGCUGAUUCUGUCACACGUGUAUGGUAGCCAACUUGUCUCUAUCUUGAAUCAAUUUAUUUUAAUUUAAAACAAAAAUAAAAGCUGUAUUAUUUGUAUGAUAUGAAAAAAUUCUUGCAAGAGAUUAUGACCUUUAUUACCUUUC
This is a messenger RNA of Magnolia sinica, 1993 nucleotides long. RefSeq names its product cysteine protease ATG4B-like. Bases 173 to 1642 code for a protein of 489 amino acids. NCBI's taxonomy places the organism in Eukaryota, Viridiplantae, Streptophyta, Magnoliopsida, Magnoliales, Magnoliaceae. Gene Ontology annotation, molecular function: protein-phosphatidylethanolamide deconjugating activity. The transcript is spliced from 9 exons. The record is from RefSeq and is a predicted model, not a curated record.